Molecule: messenger RNA, 718 nt
Organism: Ornithodoros turicata
Lineage: Eukaryota; Metazoa; Arthropoda; Arachnida; Ixodida; Argasidae
Exons: 5
Coding region: 197-718 (173 amino acids)
Source: RefSeq, a predicted model, not a curated record
UAUUAAAACGCAACACAACCUGAGUCAGCAAGUACAGAGAACGGAUAAGGCACCCUGUUUCGUCCAAAGGAUACUGGCACAUUGGUAACCAAUUAUCAAAACGCGAUGGCGCGCAUGCGCGAUGUGUCGAGCAUCAUCAGUAUAAGCAAGCGGAACAACACUCGUAACUGUGCGUUGCUACCACGCGACGAGACAGAUGACAAUGCUUUUCCCAACCAUAGUGACGAUGGUGCUGCUUGCUAGCAGCUCUGCGAGACACAUUCGAGCAAGGCGAAAGGUGGGACAAGAACUGUGCUCUCCUGGCAUGUCCCUGUCCAACUUUCGAACGGUGUCCUGUUCUGUAGACCCCUGCGUGUCCUCUCCGGGCGUGGAGUACGUCUUCGAAGCGGAAGUGACGUUCGAUAAGUCUUCGCAAGAGCUACUCGCAGUGGUGACUCACCUGGUAGUAGAAAACUACGAUGUGGAAAUCCUCCAUGUGGAAUUUUAUGAUGCAUGUGAACGCGUCUUCUCAUGUCCUGUUGCCGCAAACACGCCACAAGUCGUCAACGUUACUUACACCGUUCCAGAUCUGGAAGCCCUCACUGCCCCGACCAAAGUGUUUGUGGAGUACGUACUUGAUCGGUUGUUUCCAUGGUUGUUUCGUACCUCUGUCUGUGAUAGUCAUCUUGCAUCGUUCGUUUGCAAGCUGGCGCUGUGCUACAGUUGCAGAUCCAUUUGA